AAAAAUGCCCUUCUACUUCUUCUUCCCCCUCUUCCCUCGAUUCUCUCCUCUUCCUUCACUAGAUUCUUGAUCCUGGCAAGAAUAUGGCAAGAUCAAGGAGAGCUCGUCGCUGGUAGAUUGGGGCUUGAGCUCGUCGUUGGUGAUUCAAUUAACCAUGGAUUUGAAGCCCAAUUUAUCAAGGAAGAGUUGUUGAAUCUGCAGAAAAUCAAUGGAUUGGCCAUGCUAAGAGCCUCCAGUGACCUCCUCGUCAAGAACCACAAUAUUAUUACAAUCCCAGAUGUGUCCCACCGUGGACCCACGAGUUCUCCAUCUAAGAGCCAUGUGGUUGGUGGGCUAGGUUCUUAGAAUCCAGAUCUGAAUUCUGGGUAUAUUCAUGGGUACUGAAGAAGAGAAAGAGAAGGAAGAAGAGCAAGGAAAGGAAGAAAGAAGAGAAAAAGGAAAGAGAAAUGAGAAUAAAGAGGAAGAACAAAUGGUAUGCCCAUGCAAUACUAAUUAUGUUUGGUUGAUGUUGAUUGUAGGAGAAACUUGAUACACAUUCAAUUGAUCUUGAUUCUUAAGCUUUUUGUCUAUUUAUUCAAUCAAUUGUUGAAAAAUAGAAAAUUUUGGCCAAUUUUUUUGGAGUUGCAGAGUGUUGGGGGGUAGGGGAUGCAAAAUGGUUGAAGACGAUGAGCACUUUUUAUUUUGUUUUUCAUAUAUUGAGGUUGAUUUUGUUGGGGUUUUGGUCGGUUUUCAUGGUCUCAAGCUUCUUUGUAGCCUUGUCAAUGAAGGGUUUGAAGGACUUGCAGGAAUUGGUGAGGUAGAUGAGGAUCUAGGAGAUGAACAGCAAUGCAGAUGGAGAUUCCAACAACGGUGAGGCUGUCGGAAUAUUUGAAGGGGGAGAGGAGUUAAUCCAAGAUGGGAGAAUGCCACAUUGUUAAAAAAAGAAAGAAA
Messenger RNA from Rubroshorea leprosula, 930 nucleotides. NCBI's taxonomy places the organism in Eukaryota, Viridiplantae, Streptophyta, Magnoliopsida, Malvales, Dipterocarpaceae. The record is from the annotation of a GenBank genome assembly.